AAUUUCGAAGGCAUUAAUAGAGAAUUAUGGUGUACGUACGUAUUACUGAUUCUUGUAGUACAUGAACCCAAAAGUAGUAAUCCUUAGACGUAUGUAAUGAAAGAGAUAAGAAUUAAUAAUAGUUUUUUUAGUCAAGAAAAUUAGCCACAAUCUAAAUUAGAGAUAAGAAUUAAUAAUAGUUUCCGGCGACAAAAUGACGGUGGACCACCGGCGUCUGGUUCCUUUUCUCGUCAGGGUCACUGUGAACUAGGUGGAAAUGAACUCAGCCGACUCGCCGGACUGCAAUCCGAUCCGCAGCCACAAGAAGAAGACCCCCUCCUCAAAUUCAUCGAUUACUCCAGAUCCGCUCUCUCGCCUGAAACCGACGAAGAUUCGUCGGAUCCGAACAAAAAUGGGGCGGAGACCUGCAGUGCCUACUCCAGCGGCGUUACGGCGGCGAUUUUGCUCUCCGAUCUCUCACAGGCUUGUGAAGAAAAUGCUAGAAUGCGUGAAGCAAUUGCAAAAGAAGAAUAAGCUAAGGAAGCAUUCGAACACUGUGACCAUUGAUUCCAUUUACAAGAAGAAUUUCUUGUCCUUGAAUAGUGUGUUGGAAGCAGUGAUUGUCGACAUUUUUGUUCUCCCUGGUAAUCUGGUGACUGAGGAACUGUAGAAUUAAAGGAAAGAUGGCUUCUUUUGGUUGAAAUGUCGUUUGUUUAUCUGUGUAGCUUUGGUGAUUUCGAUUGGAUGAUGCUUUGGUGAA
Messenger RNA from Rosa rugosa (rugosa rose), 739 nucleotides. RefSeq lists its product as uncharacterized. The transcript is spliced from 2 exons. Bases 257 to 649 code for a protein of 130 amino acids. NCBI's taxonomy places the organism in Eukaryota, Viridiplantae, Streptophyta, Magnoliopsida, Rosales, Rosaceae. The record is from RefSeq and is a predicted model, not a curated record.